CACGACGGCGACGGCGACCACGCCUUUCUCUCCCUUCCCUCUCCAUCCUCCUCGACCGUUCUAAGACCGCCUAGGUGGCACAUCGGGCCGCCAUGAACAGACGAGAGUCUAACGGCACCACUCGCCAACGGCUCGAGGCCGUUGACGACCUCGCGACACUCGCACCCGUGAACGAAGACAUCAUCGUCUCAUGCAUCCGCGAACGGUUCAUGUCCGACAGCAUCUACACUAGCAUCGGAAGCUGUGCUGUCGUCGCCGUCAAUCCUCACAAGUACGUCCCCAGUAAUUCCGACGCAGUGCUCCAGAACUAUGCUGCCGAAUACCGCGAUACUUCCCCCGGCAAGACGCGUCUACCGCCGCACAUCUUCCAGCUCGCCAACAAUGCCUACUAUCAUAUGCGGAGAACGACCCAGGACCAGUCAAUCCUCUUGACAGGAGAGACGGGCAGUGGCAAGUCGGAGAACCGCCGGCUGGCCAUCAAAACGCUGCUCGAACUCAGCGUGAGCCAGCCGGGGAAGAAGGGCUCGAAGCUCGUCAACCAGGUGCCCGCCGCCGAGUUCGUACUCGAGACGUUCGGGAAUGCGCGCACGCUCUUCAACCCCAAUGCCUCGCGGUUUGGCAAGUAUACCGAACUACAGUUCACGGAGCGCGGUCGCCUUUGCGGCAUGAAGACGCUUGACUACUACCUGGAGCGCAACCGCGUCUCAGGAGCGCCGUCGGGGGAGCGGAAUUUCCAUAUUUUCUACUACCUCGUCGCUGGGGCGUCGCCGGAGGAGCGACAGCACCUCCAGCUGCACGACAAGACCACGUAUCGUUAUAUCGGGUUGCGCAACACGGGCGGCCGUGGGGCUGGGAAUGCUGGGCGGAGCGAGGACGCCGUGAGGUUUGACCAGCUAAAAAUGGCGCUCAAGAACGUAGGCUUCUCGAAACGGCAUGUUGCGCAGACGUGCCAGCUGGUCGCCGCGAUCCUCCACUUGGGCAACCUCGAGUUCACGAUCGACCGUUUCCGGAACGAGGAAGCCGCCGUCGUCCGCAACACCGAUAUCCUCGACAUCGUCGCGGACUUCCUCGGCGUGCAGCCUUCCGCGCUCGAGGCGUCGCUGUCAUAUCGGACAAAGCUCGUCAAGAAAGAGGUCUGCACGGUGUUCCUCGACCCGGAUGGCGCAUCCGACAACCGUGAUGAGCUCGCUAAAUCGCUGUAUGCUCUCCUCUUCGCCUGGCUCAAUGAGCACAUCAAUCAACGUCUCUGCCGCGACGACUUCAACACCUUCAUUGGCCUGUUCGACCUCCCGGGACCACAGAACCUCACCAGCCGGCCGAAUUCCCUCGACCAGUUCUGCAUCAAUUUUGCCAACGAGCGACUGCAGAACUUCAUACAGAGGAAGUUGUUCGAGAGCCACGUCGCCGAGUACAACAGCGAGGGUAUCUCGCGCCUCGUUCCGCAGGUGCCCUACUUCGACAACUCGGAAUGCCUUCGUUUACUGCAGAACAAGCCCGGCGGUCUGAUUCACAUCAUGGAUGACCAGGCACGUCGCCUACCGAAGAAGAGCAAUCACACGAUGGUCGAGGCGUUCACGAAGCGGUGGGGCAACCAUUCGUCAUUCAAGGCGGGUUCCAUCGACCGCACCGGUUUCCCCACGUUCACCGUCAACCACUUCACCGGCCCCGUCACCUACUCCUCGGAGAGCUUCCUCGAGCGCAAUCUCGAGGCACUCAACCCCGACUUCGUCUCGCUCCUCCGAGGCACGAGUGCGGGCGAGGGACCCCCGGCGGACGGCUCCGGAUCGUCCAACCCCUUCGUCCGCAGCCUGUACUCCGGCAAGGCUAUCGCGACGCAGGCGCACCCGCGCAACGAGGACACCAUCGUGUCCGCGCAGCAGCCCGUCAAGCCCAUGCGUGCGCCGUCCGUCCGGAGAAAGGGCACGAUCAAGCGCAUGCCGACCGUCAGGGAAAGUGGGGACGUUGACGAGAAGGACCGCGAUGACGAGGAACCCCUGGGCACGGCGGUACAGGCGAGUGGCCCGCCCUGCGUGGCAGGCGAGUUCCGGUCCGCGCUGGACACUCUGUUCGAGACGCUUGAGGAGACGCAGUCUUGGUACGUCUUCUGCGUCAACCCCAACGACUCCCAGCUGCCGAAUCAGCUCGAGGGUCGCUCGGUCAAGGGCCAGGUUCGCAGCCUCGGUCUCGCGGAGGUCGCGAAGAGAUGUGCGGCGGUGUUCGAGGCGAACAUGACGCCCGAGGAGUUCGUCCAACGGUAUAACGGUUACCUCACGGUACUCAACGUGCAUGAAGGCGAUCCGCGGGCACGCAUCGAGCAAGUACGGACGACAUUAGGUCUCGACGAGAAAGACAUUGUGCUCGGGAUGAGCCAGGUAUACCUUUCACAACGCGCGUUUCACGCACUGGAGGACGAUGUACGCUCGAAGGACACUGAAGAACAGAAGCGCAACAGGAUGCGGGAUGCCGAAGCGGAGGCUGGUCUUGGUCCAAGAGGCCUGGGCGAUCCGUAUGCGCCGUACCAAACCCCUGAUUCUGAGUCGCCCUACGACGGCGGUUACAACGACCCAUUCGGGCAGUCCAAUCAGCAGCUACCGCUCGUGCAGAACGCGUCGCCCUUCCAGCGCGCGGAGAUGUACGACGAUUACGACGAGAGGAAGUCCUUGCGCAGCGAUGACUACGAUGGGCGGAGUGCGUACACGAGCCAUCGUGAUGUAGAGACUGCCUCUGCCUACACCGAGUCGUACGCGCCCUCCCGCAACAUGUUCCAGGACGCCGAUAAGAAGGGUCUCUUGUCUGGCAAGGAGCCCCUGGCUGGGGAGAUCCAGGAGGGCGAGACGACGGAGGUUAUCAGGGAGAGCACGCUGCGCAGGCGAUGGGUGAUGCUCUGCUGGGUCCUCACGUUCUGGGUCCCCACCCCGCUGCUUGCGUGGGUUGGUCGAAUGAAGCGCCCCGACAUUCAGCAGGCCUGGCGAGAGAAGCUCGCCCUUAACAUGCUCAUCUGGUUUGUGUGCGGCUGUGUCGUCUUCGUCAUCGUCAUCUUCGGUAACCUCAUCUGCCCGACGGAACAUGUCUUCUCGACGAGCGAGUUGCAGGCGCAUUCGUACAAGAACAGCCCGAACAACGUUUACACGUCGAUUCACGGCGAGGUCUUCGAUCUCACUGAAAUCGCCGUGACGCACGGGGUUGCCGUGCCCGUCGUGUCGCAGAAAUCGGUUCUCAACUACGGCGGCGUGGCUUCUGACAACCUUCUCCCGGUGCAGGUUAGUGCGCUUUGCAACGGAGUCACCGGAACCGUGAGUCCCUACAUCCAGCUCAGUUCGGCCAACGCUACGGAUGAGAAUGCACAGUACCACGACUUCCGCGCCUGGACCGAUGACUCCCGUCCGGAUUGGUACUUCGAACAGAUGGUCCAGAUGCGAUGGAAUAACCGGGUCGGCUGGAUAGGCUAUACGAUGUCCGAUCUCAGCAAUAUGGCGAGCAAAGGCAGCGCUGUCGGUGUUUAUGACGGCAUCAUCUACGAUCUCACGAACUACGUUACCUCCCCGCCGUCGAUUGCGCCCCUCGACAACGAGGUCCUCCCGUCCGGUAUGGAUGUCGAUACGCAUUUCAUGAGUUCCGACAUCGUCAGUGUCUUCCAGUACAACUCCGGCCAGGACGUGACGAAGAAGAUCAACGGCCUUGGGUUGGACGAUCAGGUCUUGACAUGGCAGAAGACCUGUCUGCGAAACCUGUUCGCCAUCGGUAUGGUUGAUUCACGAAACUCGCCGAAGUGCCAAUUCGCCACGUACAUCCUACUUGCGAUGUCGAUUGUCAUGGUCAGCGUCAUCGGGUUCAAAUUCAUCGCCUCGAUCAACUUCGGCUCGGAGCGCGCACCAGAGGACCACGACAAGUUCGUCAUCUGCCAGGUUCCUUGUUACACCGAAGGCGUUCAGAGUCUACAGCGGACGAUCGACUCGCUUGCGCAGCUGAAGUACGACGACAAGCGCAAGCUCCUCCUCAUCGUUUGCGACGGUAUGGUCGUCGGUUCCGGUAAUGACCAGCCUACGCCUCGGAUCGUCUUGGACGUUCUUGGUGCACCUCCAAACAUCGACGCUGAGCCUCUCAGUUUCUUGUCUCUCGGCGAGGGCACGAAGCAACACAACAUGGGCAAGGUCUACUCGGGUCUCUACGAGAAUGCUGGCCACGUCGUCCCCUACUUGGUCGUCGUCAAGUGCGGCAAGCCAGGCGAGAAGUCGAGGCCUGGUAACCGUGGUAAGCGUGAUACGCAGAUGCUGCUCAUGCGCUUCUUGAACAAGGUCCAUUUCAACUCUCCGAUGAACCCUCUGGAGCUCGAGAUGUACCACCAGAUCAAGAACGUCAUUGGUGUCAACCCAUCGUUCUAUGAGUACAUCUUCAUGAUUGAUGCCGACACCACGGUGCAUCCGCUUUCGCUCAACCGGCUGGUCUCCGCCAUGGUGCACGACAAGAAGGCCCUUGGUGUUUGCGGAGAGACCGAGCUGGCGAAUGCCAAACAAUCCAUCGUGACGAUGAUGCAGGUCUACGAAUACUUCAUUUCGCACCACAUGGCGAAGGCAUUCGAGUCCCUGUUUGGUUCAGUCUCUUGCUUGCCCGGUUGCUUCACGCUCUACCGUCUGCGCACACCCGACACCCACAAGCCGCUCUUCGUGUCCAACCAGAUCAUCGACAGCUACUCCGAGAACCGCGUCGACACGUUGCAUAUGAAGAAUCUGCUGCACCUCGGUGAGGAUCGGUAUCUCACGACGCUCGUCAUGAAGCACUUCCCGAUGUACAAGACGCUGUUCAUCCGGGACGCGCACGCAUACACGGUCGCGCCAGAUGACUGGAAGAUCCUGCUGUCCCAGCGUCGGCGCUGGAUUAACUCGACUGUGCAUAAUCUUGGGGAGCUUGUGUUCUUGGAGCAGCUGUGUGGCUUCUGCUGUUUCUCGAUGCGCUUCGUCGUCAUGAUCGACUUGGUCUCAACGCUCAUCCAACCCGUUACUGUCGCUUAUAUUGUGUACCUGGUCUAUCGUGCGGUCGGCGAGAAGGAGGGCAUCCCGGUCAUUUCGGCGAUCAUGAUCGCUGCGGUGUACGGUCUGCAGGCGCUGGUGUUCAUUCUGCGCCGCAAGUGGGACAUGAUUGGCUGGAUGGUGUUCUACAUCCUUGCGAUCCCGAUAUUCUCGUUUUUGCUGCCACUGUACUCUUUCUGGCGCAUGGACGACUUCUCGUGGGGUGCCACGCGUGUCGUGUUGGGUGAGGCGGGCAAGAAGAUUGUUGUCCACGACGAAGGCAAGUUCGAUCCGCGGUCAAUACCAUUGAAGUCUUGGAACGACUAUGAAAACGAGCUCUGGGACAAGGAAUCCAACCACAGCAUUGGCUCGUGGGUGCCUCCGACGAAGAUGAUGAACGACGGCUAUGCCGAGUCGCACACAGCAUCUAUCUAUGGACGCGAGACGUACUACGAACCCGCCAUGUCGCGCGCAUACUCGCCCGCACCCUCGCAAGCCCAUAUGAUGUACCCGCCGCCCGGCUACCACUCAGGGCGGAACACGCCAACGAUGUCCGUCGUCGGCUACCCUGCACCCGUUUCGACAGGUGGGCUCUACCAGCCGACGCCGUCGCGCCCUGCGAGCAACUACAUUGGCGUGGACAUCCCGCGCACGCAGACGCCCGAGCAGACUGGGUACUUCGACGGCCCGACAGACGCGGAGAUCGAACGCGCUGUGGAGGACGUGCUGCGCGAUGCGGAUCUCGCGACGACGACGAAGCGGGAGAUCAGGACGAAGCUGGAGCAGCGCUUCGGCAUGGACCUGUCGGCGCGCAAGCGGGUGGUGAACGAGGCGAUUGACCGGGUGCUGCUUUCGCGCGCGGGCUGAGCAGUGGGUGGACUGGAUUUGCAUAGACAUGGACAGGAUUGACUGCAUAUUUCUCGGGACUUGGUUUGUUCUUUUCUCCUUUUCGUGUUACGCUUGCGCAUCGGAUUGUUGCUCUCUCGCUCAUGCAGAACGGACCUCCGUAUUACUAUGACGCCCGCCCGCACCCCGCCGACGUGCAUACGCGUACGCUCCUGUCGUUUCGAAGUAUAUUAACUUGACGUUACCUACCUGGCUGAACCCACACGGACUGGACUCUCAUGUACUCUGCUCACAUAGUAUCUCAGACGCAUAGUUUCUAAUGAUUACAUUCCCUGCACCGAGUGUAGGCCUUGUUCGGGAAGGGGGGCGGCCUGUUUCUAGUACGCCG
This is a messenger RNA of Rhodofomes roseus, 6240 nucleotides long. RefSeq names its product glycosyltransferase family 2 protein. The transcript is spliced from 10 exons. NCBI's taxonomy places the organism in Eukaryota, Fungi, Basidiomycota, Agaricomycetes, Polyporales, Fomitopsidaceae. The coding region runs from base 93 to 5873 and encodes 1926 amino acids. Gene Ontology annotation, cellular component: cell septum; myosin complex; cell periphery. The record is from RefSeq and is a predicted model, not a curated record. Gene Ontology annotation, molecular function: chitin synthase activity; cytoskeletal motor activity; ATP binding.